Molecule: messenger RNA, 3649 nt
Organism: Trifolium pratense (red clover)
Lineage: Eukaryota; Viridiplantae; Streptophyta; Magnoliopsida; Fabales; Fabaceae
Exons: 10
Coding region: 373-1989 (538 amino acids)
Source: RefSeq, a predicted model, not a curated record
UGCCAUUUGGUUUGUUUUUGUUAUUUAAUAUUUAAUACGCUUUAAAAGAAAUCCUAAAUCUCUUUCUUAUUCCUUUCACCGCCGCUGUGAAUCCCUUAUUCCGUCGACAUCGACUUUGAUUCUCACCACCGAAAUCAGUCUCUGCUCUUUCGAUAUGAGGAGGAAUGCGACUCAAAUAACAAACACCACGCUUAUCAGGUUUCUCUGUUUCCUUCUCUAGCUUCUUCUUUAACUUCAAUUUCUAAUUCAAUUUCAAUUUCAAUUUCAAUUCCAAUUCCGUUUUCUCUUCAUUCGAUUUUGUUGUUGUUGUUGUUGCAUCAAUUUCGUUGUUUUCCACUGAAUUUUCCAUUUUUUCUACUUUUUCAACUUCUUAUGUGUUUGUGGUGUUGGAGUUGGGAUGGCCGGUGGAAUGCAACGCCGGAACGUUGCGGCGGUGUUGUUGCCGGAGUUUUGAGAAUGGUUGAAGCGAGAGAGAAGAAGGUAACGUGGCACAUUUUAAAUCAUACGAUUAAUCUAACAAGCUACAAAGAACCAAAGUCAUGUGAAUGUGGCACUACAGUCUCACACAAUCCACAAUCCCGGUCCACGCGCAACAUAUUCUACCUGCCAUACUGUUUGCAGGGAAAUAAGAUACAGGCAACUAUCUUCCCACAUUUGGUUAGCCGGUUUGCUCAUCUUAUUAAAGAGAAUUAUGUCUAUGUUAUCUAUUACUUUCGUGUGGUUGAGCACUGUAAUGGCGACUCCUUUUCUCCCGAUAAGCACAGAAUACUGUUCUGUUUUGAAACCGUGAUUGUGAGUUCAUACAAUUCAUCUAUCGAUCAUUAUGGAUUGAAGUUCGUCAGUUCUAAUGAAAUUUUGACUCGGAGAGCUGGCUUCAACUGCUUAGUUGAUGCCAUAGGAGUUCUUGUCUUUUAUCAAAUUGAUUUAGAGGAUCCCUUGUCCGAUGGUAAAACUUCAGUCGUAAAAUUUGAGCUUGCUGAUUGGAAAGGGAGAUUUCCAUGCGCCUUGAGUGGAAAAUAUGUAGACAAAUUUCGCGAGAUGAUGUCUAAAUCAUCAAAUCUUCAUCCUACUGUUGUACUGCAGUUUGCAAAGAUAUCAAGCGAUAGAGGUUAUGUGUGUGUUGUGAAUUUAGAAGAAGUUACUACGGUCAUGUUCAAUCCUAUGACUCCCAUUGUGUCUGAAUUCAAUAGAUGUGUAGCAAAUGCUGGAGGUGUCUCUUCUUUGGUUAAUGGCAACAAAGUAAAUUCUAUCGUGGUCUCUGAUUUCACUCCAUUUGAUCGUCUUUAUCCACGGAAAACUGUACGAGAACUUAUUGAGACUCCAGAGUCCGGUUUCUAUGUGUUGUGUGCCAAAGUUGUCGGCACUUCUGAAGUAAAAAGUUGGUGGUACCCCGUAUGCAGAUGUGGAAAAUUUCUUGAGAUUGGUGUUCGAGCUUAUUAUUGUCCCAAUUGCAAUAUGUAUGUCUUCCCAGUGUCAAACAGGUUUAGACUACAAAUGGCAAUUGACGAUGGCACAGCAACCGCUUUUAUCCAAAUGACAGAUCAUCCUUUACGAGGAAUCCAUGCUCUGAAUCUUAUUUCUUUGGGAACUAAGUUUGCAUUGAGGUUUUAUGGAAAACAAGCAUUUAAUGGAAAAGAUGUGUUGCUAAUUGUUAAAAAAAUGACAAGAACAGUAUAUGGGUUUGAGGACUUUGUUGAAAUUGUUAACAUGACUGAUGACGAGGGUUCGGUUCGUCGUUUCCAUGAUCUUGGCAGAGCUUUUACUCCUAUAAAGUCCAUAAGUGUACCAUCAGUUCCUCAGUAUCACAUUGAAGCUGUUGGGGAUGAAUUAAUUUCGGUCGUCAAGCCUUUUGUCAACAAUGGGAAGAGUGUUUUGAUUGAUACACGUCCUUUCUCUGGAUCUUCUACCUUUUGCAUUGGAUCUAGCUCUAACAGCAACUCAAACCAAGCUAGGAAGGAGUUGACGGGCAGUGGCAGUGAGUUAGUUUGAUGAACCUCCACUUAAAAUUGGAGCGAAUCUGGGUUAUUUUUAAAGUUAAAGAACAAAUCUGUUACCAACUUUUUCUUUACCUUUUUAGACUGAGAUUUUAUCUUUGGUGUCUAUCUAUUUUUUGCAAACCCCAAAACUGUGAAGCUAGAUAGGUUGAAACAAAAGGGUAAGUGAGGAAAGUUUAAUCAACUUUGUGGUUUAUUGAUGAGUUUGUAAUUUAUCUAAUCAGUGAGGUUAUGUCUUCUUUGUUUUUUUCGAUCAAUCCACUACUUUAAUUGCUUUGGUACAUUAGAACACAUUUUGGCAAAUUCAUUCUCUCCAAAAUUUUCCAUUGCUUUCCAAUUCCAUGAUUUUGUAAAAAGUGAUUUUUCUAAUUUGUUAUUUUUAUCUAUUUGUUAAUGAAUUAGGUUGAGUUACGUUAAAAUAUAUGAUCUAGAUUCUGGUUGUUUGGUUGUAUUGUGUAAGAUUCAGACAAUCUUCAAAUGUUUCUCCCAUUUUAUGCAAGACCAGAUAAUGUUAUGCCUUCCCUUGGUUUCAACUGGCAGUAGCUCUAGGUGAAAUUCUAAAUCAUCUAUAAUGCUUAAAUCAAGAUCAACUAAUAACAAUCUUCAAGUAUCAUGACUUUUUUGGCCUUCCAUUUUAACACCAGUUAUUGUGUAAGUAGGAAAUGAAGAACAUAAACUUAAUUAUAUUGCCUUGCUGUGGUUCACAAACAAUUAUUGUUGUUCACUGUUGACUUUUAUUGACUCCUAUUUUCUCAUUUUAUUUUUUCUUUGUUUCACACACACACACACACACAGUUUAAUUAAUUUAAUUAAUUAAUGUGUUUGUUUAUGCAGGGAACAAGUAAUGAAAUUAUAAAGAGGGUUCAUGUGUGUCCUGAAUCCUUAUGUGUUCAUCAUAACCCUCUGCAAGAGCACUUGGUGAUCUUAUUGGUAUUAAAAAGCAUUUUUGUUGGAUAAGUGUUUUAAGAAAUAUGUUGUUCAAGAAUACAAAUGUGACUGUGGAAUAGAGGAGGAAUAGAGAAAUAAAACUUAUGAUAUGAGGUUUGUACUUAGGAAUUUGUAAGAAUGUGACAUUAGUGGUAGACAGGUACUAACAUAGGCUUUGGUAGAAAGGUAAAAAAUGCACUCCUUUUCAAAUUUGAUUUUGAGAAAGCUUUGUGCUUUGAUACACUGAAACUUUCUUAAGCUCACUCUAACUCAACUUGAUUUCCCUCUCAAGACUAUUAAUCUUAUCAUGAUCUGUACUACCACUUCUAACUUGGUGUUAAACUUGAUAGAUGAAUAAAGAGAAAGUUGAUAGUUUUUCUCCCUAUAGAGGACUAAGACAACAGAUCUAUGUCCCCCUAUCUCUUUUAUGUGUGGAAAAACUUGAUCUUGUCAUCCAAGAGAAGGUCCAACGGAAAAAAUGGAAGCUGGUCAAGUCUCCAAACAUGGUCCAUCUAUUUCUCACAUUUUAUUUAUAGAUGGUUGCCUUUUGUUUACUCAAGCUAAGACCUCUCAGAUCAAACAAUUUUGUCUAGCUUAUGGAUUAGAAGUUAUAUUCGCCAGUCCUGGUUUUUUCCUUAUUCUAAUUCAAGUCAUGUAAAAGUAUCUACAUAAUAUGCUUCUUUUAUUGACUUUCAUCAUACUUAUAAUAUUGGCAAAUAUUUAGCAUU